Molecule: messenger RNA, 5192 nt
Organism: Medioppia subpectinata
Lineage: Eukaryota; Metazoa; Arthropoda; Arachnida; Sarcoptiformes; Oppiidae
Source: the annotation of a GenBank genome assembly
AUGAUAAAAGUUUAUUCGUAUAAUAAAGACUUAGACAUAACAUGGAAUACAGAAAACCCGGACUUCACUCAGUGUUUCCACGACACGACACUCACAUGGACUCCAUGUGCCAUAUUCUGGGUGUUGUCCACAAUCGAGACCUACCGUAUAAUUCAGUCAAAACGAGUGCCACUUUCCUGGACUUUCCUAAACAUCACAAAAUUUGACUUAGACAUAACAUGGAAUACAGAAAACCCGGACUUCACUCAGUGUUUCCACGACACGACACUCACAUGGACUCCAUGUGCCAUAUUCUGGGUGUUGUCCACAAUCGAGACCUACCGUAUAAUUCAGUCAAAACGAGUGCCACUUUCCUGGACUUUCCUAAACAUCACAAAAUUUAUAUUGUCGGCAUCUCUUAUAUAUUAUGAACGAUUGAAAGGAUUGCACACAUCAGUGGCCUUAUUCACCCUUUGGUUACUACUAACCAUCACUUCAUCUUUAAAUUAUAGGACUUUAUUGUCAAUCGUUUUUCGAGAUGAAGGAAUCAAUGAGAAAACCACAGAUCUUGUAUUCAUCACUCAAAUGGCUUACUGUCCGAUCAUUAUCUGUCAAUUCAUUCUGUCGUGUUUUGCCGACCCUAUUGUCACCAUAAAAGACAGGAAUUACAAAGUUGAAGAAUGUCCGCGAAACAGAGCAUCCAUUUUAUCAAUACUGACCUUCUGGUGGGUGAACCCAUUGGUACGGUUGGGUCACAAACGGCCGUUAACUCUGAUGGACAUGUGGUCACCAAACGAAGAGUUUAUUACUGAAUAUAAUCUGAAGAAUUUUAACCGACAUUAUUAUAAGUCAUAUCCGAAGAGUAAAAUCUUUCCCAUAAGUGGUUCCAAUUUUAAUGUCGUUCGACAGGAGAAUGAGAUUAAGAGAAGUCCUGGCAUUUUAAUACCACUGAUGAAGACAUACUGGCGUUUUGUUAUAGUGUUAGUCCUAUUCAGGCUAUCGAGCGCUUUGAUCACAUUUAUAAACCCGACUGUUUUGGACUGGUUUAUCACAUUCAUGUCCGAUUCAUCGCAACCCAUUUGGCGCGGAUUCUUAUACUGUUUCGCCCUUUUGGGACAAUUAAUGUUGUCAUCGCUGGUCAGCACUCAUAGUAUGUAUUACUCGCAACUCAUGAGACUCAAGAUGAGGGCCUGUAUAAGCAAUACCAUAUACAAGAAGAGUUUGGUUCUUUCCACUGAUGGUCGCAAGAGUUUUACAAUCGGAGAGAUAGUAAACCUAAUGGCAAUGGACACACACCGAGUGGUCGAGUUUGUAUGGAUGGUGAACAUGAUGUGGUCGAUGGUCCUCCAGAUUUCAAUAGCCAUAUAUCUGCUUUGGUUGCAGUUAGGAGUGUCCACUUUGGUGGGAGUGGGCAUUCUCUUAUGCCUAAUGCCAAUCAAUGGUGUGGUCGCCACUCGCCUUAAGAUACUGCAGACAACACUUAUGAAAGUGAAAGAUAAGAGAGUGAAACUCAUGAAUGAUAUAUUGAGCGGAAUCCGUGUCUGGAAGAUGUAUGCGUGGGAACAGUCUUUCAAUGAGAAAGUGAUGAGUUUAAGGAACAGCGAAAUCAGCAAAUUAGUCACCAGAGCUUUCUAUAACUGCUUUAUUAUGUUCACACAUUCUUCAGCGCAAGUGUUGGUUUCUGUCUUCACUUUCGCUGUGUAUGUAAUGAUAGACAAAAAUAAUGUAUUGAACGCAAACGUGGCCUUUGUUUCGCUGACACUCUUUGGCAUAUUAGGCGCACCGCUGACUAUGAUUCCCAAUCUUAUCACUAGUUUUGUUAUGUUUACGGUGUCUUUGAAACGAAUAAACAAAUAUCUAAUUAGCGAUGAAUUGGACAGUGAGGCCAUUGAACACAAUCAACAAGUUAUGGAUCCAAUAGUGGUAGAAAACGCGUCCUUCUCGUGGUCUAAGAGUGAUGUGAUUCCCAUUCUUAGCAAUAUAUCACUUAAUGUCAAACACAAUAAAUUGGUUGCGAUCGUGGGUCAGGUGGGAAGCGGCAAGUCUUCGCUACUGUCGGCCAUUUUAGGCGAUAUGAUUAAAACCGAUGGAAUCGUUAAUAUGAACGGAACGAUAGCUUAUGUGCCACAACAGGCAUAUAUUAUGAACACUACUCUUAAAAGUAAUAUAUUAUUCAGUAAAGAAAUGGACCGAAAGAAGUUUGACAAAGUAUUGGAUGCGUGCGCUCUUCGGCCCGAUUUGGAUAUUCUUCCGGGCGGUGAGGAGACAGAGAUCGGCGCAAAGGGUAUCAAUUUGUCGGGCGGUCAGAAGCAGAGGGUAUCGAUGGCCAGAGCCUGUUAUGCGAACGCAGAUAUCUAUCUGUUUGACGACCCGAUCAGCGCAUUGGACGCUCACGUCGGCAAACAUGUCUUCGAUAAAGUGAUCGGAUCUAACGGUCUAUUGAGACACAAGACACGUGUUUUGGUUACGCAUAGGAUAUCUGUUUUGCCAAAUGUUGACGAAAUAGUUGUGAUAAAAGACGGAUCAAUCUCUGAGUUCGGAACCUAUAGAGAGCUUUUGGACCGAAGAGGAAAUUUUGCCGAUUUUCUCAUCAAUUAUUUGGAGAACACAACCGAUAUUCCUGACACCGAAGACAUGGAACUGAUUGAAGAAAUUGCUGAUAAAAUCAAACCCGGAUUACAGCGAUUGAUAUCAACUCAGAAAAGCACUAUAAGUGAUGACGGGUUAAGGAAAAGGACUCUCUCUGACGGCUCAAAGUCAGGGCUUUUUGAGAAACCAAAAGAAGAUUUAGACGAAGAAAAAGCGAAAAAAGGAAAGUUAACGGAAGCGGAAGCGUCUGAAACGGGUUCCGUUAAACUCAGUGUAUAUUUGGAUUAUCUGAAGAAAAUCGGAAUCUGGAGUCUUAUCGCUGUCUUCCUAUCGGAUGUGAUACUGAGUGCUCUGACAUUCGCCUCGAGCUUAUGGUUAGCCGAAUGGAGUGACGACUCUCUCGAUCCCAUUAAACGAUUGGACGAAUCGUUGAGAAAUGUAAGACUCGGUGUUUACGGGGCGUUAGGCGGCGGCCAAACCGUGUUUACAUUUGUGGCCACAAUCUCGAUAACGUUGGCGUGUCUUAACGGCUCUAAGAUAUUGCACAACGAAAUGCUGGUCCGUAUGAUGAGAGCUCCGGUCUCGCACUUUGACACCACUCCCGUCGGACGCAUUCUCAACAGAUUCUCCAAAGAUGUCGACAUUUCAGACACCGUUCUCGGGAUGAGUAUCCGGAACGCGAUGACCCGACUCUUCGCUUGUAUCGUCUCGUUUGCCAUCAUUGGUUACGAAACGCCAUACGUAUUGCUGGUGAUCUUUCCGUUGGGUUUUGUGUAUUAUAUUAUCCAACAAUACUAUAUCAGUACAUCUCGACAGUUGAGACGGAUUGAGUCCAACGCCAGGUCUCCAGUGAUCGGACACUUCACGGAAACACUUUCGGGAAUUUCAUCGAUUAGAGCCUACGAUAUGUCCAAAUAUUUUAUUAACGAGUUUAGUCUUCUGGUGGACACACAUCAUAACACAACGUAUGAGUCGACGGCUGCCAACCGAUGGCUGGCCAUUAGAUUGGAGUUUCUCGGCUAUUGUAUUGUAUUCAUUGACGCCCUCUUUGUUGUGCUCACAAGAGAUUCUGUGACGCCUGGAAUGGCUGGACUCACACUCACUUAUGCCAUGAAGAUUACGUUUAAUUUGAAUUCAGUGGUCAAUGCGAUGACAACUCUGGAAACCGAUAUCGUUUCCGUUGAGCGGUGUAUUGAAUACACACAAACACCGACUGAAGCUGAAUGGCAUAGGGAUGGCACUAAACCAUCGGACGAUUGGCCACAAAAUGGUUUAAUUGAAUUCAAAAAAUAUAGCACUAGAUAUCGGGAAGGAUUAGAUUUAGUGCUCAAAGAUAUUGAUCUCACGAUAAAUGGCGGACAAAGAGUAGGAGUGGUCGGGCGUACGGGUGCCGGAAAAUCAUCGCUUACUUUAGCCCUGUUUAGACUUAUAGAGCCGUCGAUUGGGACCAUUGCUAUCGAUUCGGUUGACGUCACAAAUAUAGGUCUCUAUGAGUUGCGCUCAAAAAUCAUAGCGACGAAGAAUACGACGGCUGCCAACCGAUGGCUGGCCAUUAGAUUGGAGUUUCUCGGCUAUUGUAUUGUAUUCAUUGACGCCCUCUUUGUUGUGCUCACAAGAGAUUCUGUGACGCCUGGAAUGGCUGGACUCACACUAACCUAUGCCAUGAAGAUUACAUUUAAUUUGAAUUCAGUGGUCAAUGCGAUGACAACUCUGGAAACUGAUAUUGUUUCCGUUGAGCGAUGUAUUGAAUACACACAAACACCGACUGAAGCUGAAUGGCAUAGGGAUGGCACUAAACCAUCGGACGAUUGGCCACAAAAUGGUUUAAUUGAAUUUAAAAAAUACAGCACUAGAUAUCGGGAAGGAUUAGAUUUAGUGCUCAAAGAUAUUGAUCUCACGAUAAAUGGCGGACAGAGAGUAGGAGUGGUCGGCCGGACGGGUGCCGGAAAAUCAUCGCUUACUUUAGCCCUGUUUAGACUUAUAGAGCCGUCGAUUGGGACCAUUGCUAUCGAUUCGGUGGACGUCACAAAUAUAGGUCUCUAUGAGUUGCGCUCAAAGUUAACAGUUAUACCUCAGGAUCCGGUCCUAUUCACCGGCACUUUGAGAGACAAUUUGGAUCCAUUCCAGAAUCAUAGCGACGAAGAAUUGUGGACAUCGCUAGAGUUGGCUCACCUCAAGACGUUUGUCUCGUCGCUGACUGAGAAACUGGAUUAUCCCAUCUCUGAGGGCGGAAGUAAUCUAAGCGUCGGUCAAAAACAAUUGCUUUGUUUGGCGAGAGCUCUGCUCCGAAAGAGCCGUAUUCUGGUGUUAGACGAGGCGACCGCUGCCGUCGACGUUGAGACCGACGACUUGAUCCAAAAGACAAUACGCGAAGAGUUCAACGAAGUCACUAUCAUUACGAUUGCCCACCGAUUGAAUACAAUUCUCGAUUACGACAAGAUAUUAGUGAUGGACAGCGGAUGCGUCAAAGAAUAUGAUUCACCCAAAGCUCUGCUCGACAACCAUUCCUCGCAGUUUCACUCUAUGGCUAAAGACGCCGGACUUGUCUAAUAAAUUGGUCUACAAUAGCGUUAUAGUCGUACUAUUCUUACAACUUUGUUAGUUUUUACUAUCUGAUCAUGCUC